GAGUAAGAGUAAAAUGACGUGGACGUGUGAACGUGCCGGCGCACUUGUACCCCUUUGUAUAAAUCACAGAUACGAGGCAUGACCGAACAUUUGACAUAGUUAACAGGUCUUGACAAGAUCGAUUCACUGGAUACACAAAGACCGGCACAUAACGGUUUUCCUGCACUGACUAUUUGCACAGUGGUGUGAAUCCAUAAGGGAUAAAGAGACAGCUCAGUCUGAGAAGCUUCACUUUGUGAUCUGAAGAGUCAGUUUUCCUCUUAAUAUCUUCUGUCAAGCAGAGAAGAUGGAGCGCAUGGAAGAUGAGAAGCCCAAGAAGAAGGUGACCCUUUACCUUCUUUACUGUGUUUCAACUGCAGUCAUUGGCUCUCUACAGUUUGGAUACAACACCGGGGUCAUCAAUGCACCAGAGGAGAAACUACGCAGUUUUUUCCAUAAUGUAUCACUGGAGCGUUACGCGGAGCCUUUCAGCAAAGAUGCCGUCACCAUGGUGUGGAGUGUUGCUGUGGCCAUCUUCAGUGUGGGAGGCAUGAUCGGGUCUUUCAGUGUCGGAGCAAUAGUCAACAAGUUUGGCAGACGUAAGUCUAUGCUGCUCGUUAAUAUCCUGGCUGUAAUUGGCGGGGGUCUGAUGGGAGUGUCGAUUCUGGCUCGAUCUUUUGAGACGGUCAUCAUUGGCCGGUUGUUUAUCGGCGUGUUCUGCGGUCUGUGCACGGGACUGACACCCAUGUACGUAGGGGAGAUCGCUCCCACUGCUCUCCGAGGAGCCUUUGGCACGCUCCACCAGCUUGGCGUAGUUGUUGGCAUCCUGGUGGCGCAGAUUUUCGGUCUGGAGUUUCUGCUGGGCUCACACACUCUGUGGCCUCUGCUGCUGGCUCUGACCAUCCUGCCAGCCAUACUGCAGAGCAUAAUGCUGCUCUUCUGCCCUGAAAGCCCCCGCUACCAGCUCAUCGUCCUCAACCAGGAGGAGGAGGCAAGAAAAGCGUUGGUGCGUCUGCGUGGCACUGAAGACGUCGGUGAUGAUAUUCAGGAGAUGAAGGAAGAAGGGAUGAAGAUGGCCAUGGAAAAGAAAGUGACCAUCCUCGAACUUUUCCGCUCCCCAAAGUACCGUCAACCAAUCAUUAUUGCCAUCGUCCUCCAGCUCUCUCAGCAGCUCUCCGGCAUCAACGCUGUCUUUUACUACUCUACAAACAUAUUUAAAACAGCUGGUGUUACUCAGCCCAUCUACGCCACCAUAGGAGCUGGAGCUGUCAACACUGUGUUUACUGUUGUCUCUCUCUUCCUGGUUGAACGAGCAGGGCGAAGGACGUUGCACCUGAUUGGACUGGCUGGAAUGGCUAUCUGUGCCCUCCUGUUGACCAUCUCGCUUGCUUUGCAGAACACAAACCAAUCCCUAAGCUACCUGGCCAUAGUGGCUGUGUUCGGCUUUGUUGCCAGUUUUGAGAUGGGUCCAGGUCCUAUCCCGUGGUUCAUUGUAGCAGAGCUCUUCUCUCAGGGGCCCCGACCGGCUGCCAUAGCUGUCUCUGGUUUCUCCAACUGGAGCGCCAACUUCCUGGUGGGGCUGUCUUUCCCUAAGCUGGAGGAGCUUACACGCCCUUACACCUUCAUCAUCUUCAUGGUCUUCCUCAUCCUGUUCUUCAUCUUCACCUUCCUGCGAGUGCCUGAGACCAAAGGAAGAACAUUUGAUGACAUCACUCAGGGAUUCGCUGCCAGUGCAGAUAAAUCUUCCCAUUCCCCGGUGCCUGAAGCAGGGGUCGUGCCAGAGAGCAAAGAAGCUCCACCUGUGUCCCCAACAGAAAAGGUUCCCAUGGUGGAUCUUCCAUAGAAACAAUGAGCGUCCUUAGAGAGACGAUGGAAUAGGGUACAAGACAGACAACAGGUUUCAACUCAGUGUAUUAAUGCAGAAAUAAGAUUUUAGUUUCUUAAUAUGUGUUUUUAGAGUGUUAUUUUUUUAAAGAUUCACGUGUUACACAUGCUAAAAUAAUUGACAGAAUUAUUUGUAAUCCUACUUUAAACAUGGGCCAAACUUAACUGAAUUACCAGUAUUUAAUAUUUGUGCCAGCUGCAUGCACAUUGCCACAUAAGAGGAUCAACAUAUGUUUAGUGUUAAGUCCCAGGUCUUCAGCUACCCCCAGUGUUAAAAGGUUGCAGGAUUUGGAUGGGGGGGGGUUUACGUAUUGAGGUCAAGCUGGUUUUGGAUCUAUGGUAGUUUGACCCAAAAAAGACUGACUUGCUGUCCUGUCUGCCUGCCUGAUGUGCCUUGCUGCUAGGGGGGGAGGGAGCCAUGUUGCCUUAAGUCCAUAGAAAAAAGAUGGAGGAGGUGCCACAGACUUAAAAUAAUUCUAUUUAAGCACAAAGAUGGGAAGAAAUACUUGUUUGUUUGUGUGUUGUUUGAAGUCAGUUUAUGCUGAUGAAUAAGACAAUGGGAACAGUUCUGUAAAUUGGUAAAUUUACAUUUUCUGCCUCAUACAAAUUUACUGCCUCAAGUACAUUGUUUGUAUGAGAAGAAGGUGUAGUUUCGCACUGCCAAGCCUUAGCAAAGUCGCCUGAUAGGGUCUGCUCUUUGGUACACAACCCAACCUGUUGUGUUUUAUGAUUUCAUUGCACAGCCAGAAUGACAGAAAAACUGUUGUAGUGCAUUUGUUUACAGCAUGCAUUACAAAAACUCAGGUGGCUACUUGUGUUGUAGUGUAUAAUCGGCUUCUUACUGUUAAAAAUAUAGAAAAUAUCCAUCACUGUACUUGAAACUCAUUUGACAUCUCUUUGGAGCAAUAACUUCUGAAUCACACGCCAUGAAAUAAAAUGUCUUACAAUCUCUAAAAUAAUUACAUCAAAUCAAAUGUGCUUGUUACUGGUACACUGUUUUGUAAACAGUGUUCAAGUCUACUGAUAAUUAAGUUACAAUACGUAUCUUAAACGAGAUAUUAUCCAUGAUGGCGUUGUUGAAUAAAAACACUAAAUUAAAUGUAUUUAUUUCAGUGGUUAAUGCACAAAAGAUGUCUUAUAAUAUGUAUUUUAGUCUAAUUAUAUCACAUAUUUUGUAUAUAUGGUAAAAUCUCCAGUUGCCGCAUGAUGAUCAACUAUUACAGCACAGUAUACAUGCUUUUAAGUUAAAUAUUUGUACAGCUGCAUCUUCCUUUGGAUGUGAACACACUCGUAAGGAAGCACUUUUCAGUGGUUAAGCUUUUUUUAUUUGCACUUUCAGUCUGGCUGUUCUUUUGCUGAUUGCUUUUAUUGUAUGUGGCUCUGUGUUACAUGUAAAUAUAACGUACUGUAUGUGUUAGGGUGUCUGUUUGUUCCUCAUAAUCCUGUUACAUCCACUGAUUUGUCUUGCACUCUGGAAAUACUGUUACUAUGGUGAAUGUCACUUUGUUGUUUAACAGUAGACAGAAGUGAGAAGUGAGGAUGGUUGAGUGAGACUCAGAUAAAAGAUGACCUUUACUGUUUUUCUAUUAUAUAAAAUAUAAUAGUAAUAUAAUGUAUUAAAAUGAGUGACACUUGCUUUGAGAAAACUAAAAAGGAAAUAAAAUUGUCCAACUUUUAAGGGAAUGUGUGACUUGAAUUAUGAGCAUUAACAGUCUGUUAUUUUUCUGUCUGUAAUGCUCGAGUCAGUGAGUCAAAGCAAGUUUCCUUUCAUGAAUGUUUAAUGUCUGUGCUGAAGUGAAAGUGGGAGAGGUUUGUCUGCUAUUUUGUCUGCUACCCACUUCUUCUUCAGUGUGGCAACUUCAUUUCCUUUUCUGUACCGGAGAAAAACCUCAGUUGGCUGUACAGUAAUUCAAUGUAGAGCUAACCAGUAAUCUGAAAUACUGAAAUAAAGCCAUGAGUUGAA
This is a messenger RNA of Larimichthys crocea (large yellow croaker), 3826 nucleotides long. It is a transcript of the gene slc2a3b, whose product is annotated as solute carrier family 2 member 3b. The transcript is spliced from 11 exons. Gene Ontology annotation, biological process: dehydroascorbic acid transport; response to insulin. Bases 287 to 1822 code for a protein of 511 amino acids. Gene Ontology annotation, cellular component: plasma membrane; apical plasma membrane; basolateral plasma membrane. Lineage: Eukaryota; Metazoa; Chordata; Actinopteri; Sciaenidae. The record is from RefSeq and is a predicted model, not a curated record. Gene Ontology annotation, molecular function: D-glucose transmembrane transporter activity.